AUGUCGCAACACAGCGGGGACCACUUGGCUGAUGAAGACCAGCGUCCACCGAUGCCCCGUCCGCUGCUGACCACCCUGAUGGGCUGCUGGGUUGGAACGCUGUGCAUGGGCACCGUGCUGGGCUACUCGUCCCCGGCCAAGUACAGCCUGGAGCACACCUUCAAGGACGGGCUGCACGGGUUCGACCUCAGCGCCAACGACUGGUACGACCCCCUGAUGACCAUCGGUGCCGUUCUGGGUGCAAUAGUGAGUGGCGCGUGGCUGCAGGCGCUGGGCCGCAAGAGCAUGCUGACGGUCAUCUCCCUCGGCUUCAUGUGUGGAUGGACGGUGACGUACCUGUCACGCGGAAACACCUUUCACAUCUAUACCGGGCGCUUCCUCACCGGCUUCUCUAUGGGUCUCGUUUCGCUCGUGGCACCUUGUUACGUCGCCGAGGUCACGCUGCCCCACAACCGCGGCACCAUGGGUGGCAUGCUGCAGAUGACCAUCACAGUGGGCAUCUUUUACGCCUACUUGUUGGGUCGCUUCCUCGCCUGGGAUUAUCUUGCCCUGGCCUGCAUGAUACCGGCGGCCCUGCUCUGCAUCUGCUCAAUGUUCUGCGUGGAGUCGCCGCGCUGGCACCUGCUGUCGGGUAGGAAGGCCGACGCGCUCGAGUGCCUAUUUCAACUUCGAGGAGCCCGAGCCGAAGAGGAGUGCAUGGCGAUCGAGAUGGUGUACGUGACAGCGCCACUCCCGCCGGCGCACGUACUGCUAGCCGCGCAAGUCAACUUCCUGCAGCAGUUCUCAGGAAUCAACAUGAUCAUCUUCUACACGUUCAACCUGUUCGCCGACGCCGGCUUGAGCAUUAAGGAGGCGGAUUGCUCAAUUCUCAUUGCCACUCUGCAGGUGUUCGCUACCAUGGUGGCCGUUGCCAUGAUGGACAUGGUGACCCGCAGGCGUCUGCUGCUUGUGUCAUCGCACAUGUGCGUGUUUGCGCUGAUAGCAAUGGGCGCCGUGGCUCACGUAAGCACGGAGAGCGAAGACCGCGAACGCGAUGUGCUCGACCGGAUACCCGUGCUCCUCGUUGCCUUCUACAUGGUCGGCUUUUCGGUGGGCCUGGGCCCCGUCGUGUGGCUGCUGAACGCCGAGCUGGUGCCGUGUCGUGGCAGCGGCUCCCUGCUCGCCAUGGUGACCGCGUUCAACUGGACGUGCGCCGCCGGCGUGACCGCUUUCUUCGAGCAGGUGCGCGACUCGCUGCGGCUAUCCGGACUGGGCUUCUUCUUCAGCGCCAUCACGUUCAUCGGGGCGAUUCUCGUCACUUUCCUCCUCCCCGAGACCGGGCGCAUCACGCUUGAAGAGCUGCUGCAGGAGAACCUCUUCUACGCCGUCGAGGCACAGCCGACGGGGGGCCGCAAGAGCGGCAAGCGGUGA
This is a messenger RNA of Dermacentor silvarum, 1410 nucleotides long. RefSeq names its product facilitated trehalose transporter Tret1-like. The record is from RefSeq and is a predicted model, not a curated record. Gene Ontology annotation, cellular component: membrane. Gene Ontology annotation, molecular function: transmembrane transporter activity. Gene Ontology annotation, biological process: transmembrane transport. NCBI's taxonomy places the organism in Eukaryota, Metazoa, Arthropoda, Arachnida, Ixodida, Ixodidae.